Molecule: messenger RNA, 2169 nt
Organism: Epithele typhae
Lineage: Eukaryota; Fungi; Basidiomycota; Agaricomycetes; Polyporales; Epitheliaceae
Product: clathrin binding protein
Exons: 10
Coding region: 1-2169 (722 amino acids)
Biological process (GO): intracellular protein transport; vesicle-mediated transport
Cellular component (GO): membrane coat
Molecular function (GO): clathrin binding
Source: RefSeq, a predicted model, not a curated record
AUGUCUGGCUUCCGUGCCGGCCCCCGGAAGGGCGAGAACUUCGAGCUCGCGGCCGACCUGAACAGCGAGUACAAGGACAAGCGGAAGGAUGCCAUCAAGCGCGUCAUCGCGAACAUGACCGUCCAAAAGGACGUGAGCGGGCUGUUCCCAGACGUGCUGAAGAACAUGCAGACGGACGACCUCGAGCAGAAGAAGCUCGUCUACCUCUACCUGAUGAACUACGCCAAGACGCAGCCGGAGCUCGUCAUCCUCGCCGUGAACACGUUCGUGAAGGACACGGACGACCCGAACCCGCUCGUGCGCGCGCUCGCGAUCCGCACGAUGGGCUGCCUCCGCGCGGAGAAGAUCAUCGACUACCUCUGCGACCCGCUCCAGAAGUGCCUGAAGGACGACAACCCGUACGUGCGCAAGACCGCCGUGCUCUGCGUCGCGAAGCUCUACGACCUCAAGCCCGAGCUCGUGCUCGAGAACGGCUUCCUCGACCAGCUCCGCGAGCUCAUCUCGGACAGCAACCCGAUGGUCGUCGCGAACACCGUCGCGGCGCUGUCCGACAUCCACGUCGCCGCCGCCGCGUCCGGCGCGCCGGGGGACACGUUCCCGAUCACGAACGAGAUCGUGAACAAGCUGCUCAUCGCGCUCAACGAGGCCUCGGAGUGGGGCCGCGUCGCGAUCCUCACCGCGCUCGCGCGGUACACCGCCGAGGACGCGGGCGAGGCGGAGCACAUCUGCGAGCGCGUCGUGCCGCAGCUGCAGCACGCCAACGCGUCGGUCGUGCUUUCCGCGACGAAGGUGAUCAUGAUCCACAUCCGGGCGAUCAGCUCGGACGGGCUCGCGAAGACGCUCGCGCGCAAGAUGGCGCCGCCGCUCGUCACCCUGCUCUCGAACCCGCCCGAGGUGCAGUGGGUCGCGCUCCGGAACAUCAACCUCCUCCUCCAGAAGCGCUCGGACGUGCUGACGAACGAGAUGCGCGUCUUCUUCUGCAAGUACAACGACCCGCUCUACGUCAAGGUCGAGAAGCUGGACAUCAUGGUCCGGCUCGCGACGGAGAGCAACGUGGACCCGCUCCUGAGCGAGCUCAAGGAGUACUCGCAGGAGGUCGACGUCGACUUCGUGCGCCGGAGCAUCAAGGCGAUUGGCCAGACGGCGAUCAAGAUCGACGAGGCCGCGGAGCGGUGCGUCAACGUCCUCCUGGAGCUCAUCGGCACCCGGGUGAGCUACGUCGUGCAGGAGGCCGUCGUCGUGAUGAAGGACAUCUUCCGGAAGUACCCGUCGACGUACGAGGGCGUGAUCCCGGUGCUGUGCGGGAACCUGGACGAGCUGGACGAGCCGGAGGCGAAGGCGUCGCUGAUCUGGAUCAUCGGCGAGUACGCGAAGAAGAUCGACAACGCGGACGAGCUCCUCGGCAUCUUCGUCGACACCUUCACGGAGGAGUCGUAUCCCGUGCAACUGCAGACGUUGACCGCGGUGGUGAAGCUGUACCUGCAAAAACCGGAGAGCUCGCAGGGUCUGGUGCAGAAGGUGCUGAACACCGCGACCAAGGACUGCGACUCGCCCGACGUGCGAGAUCGCGCGUACAUCUACUGGCGGCUGCUCUCGACGGACCCCGGGGCUGCGAAGACGGUCGUGCUUGCCAUCCGCCCACCGAUCACGCUGCCACGGACGACCGUGUCUGCCGCGCUGCUCGACGAGCUCCUGGGAGACAUCCCGCUGCUCGCCAGCGUGUACCACAAACCCGAGGAGACGUUCAUCGGCCGGGGACGCGUGGGCGUGGACUCGAUGCAGCGGAAAGGCUCCGAACCGAGCGACGACCGCUCGUCGACCCAAAAGGCGCUCCAGACCGUCGCCGCCGGGCAGCAGGCCGAGAACCUGCUCGACUUCGACGACGACGACGGCGCGGCGAACGGGCAGCCGUCGGGCCUCGCCGCGACGACCGUGCUCGCGCAGACGCCCGCGGCCGCGAGCCUGCUCGCGGGCACGUCGAGCAACCCGCUCGACGACCUCGUCUCCAUCUUUGGCGCGACGAGCUUCAGCCCGUCGCCCGCGCCGCCGCAGGGUGGGAUGGGAGGCAUGGGUGGUAUGGGCGCGGCGCCGAUGACGCCGGCGCAGCCCGCGGCGCAGACGCAAGCACAGGCGCAGUCGGGGCAGGACGACCUUCUGGGGCUGUUCUAG